AUGAAGCCUGUUGCCACAUCGCCUGAACAGCUCACCUCACAGGUACAUCGGCUGUCGUUCGCUUCACCCCGUCUUGAGAACCCUGGCUGUUUAGCUCCAGGCGAGGAUGUCAAAAGAUCAAACCCUGCGAUGUUCGUGACCACUGAUGCCCGAUCUGCAACCAGUCCGAUAGCCCCCAGCGUCCCGCAAGAGGUAGUCUGCCUGACCUUUGCGGCUGGUGACGUUUGCCCAGCCUCAUCGCUUAGGACAGGCGCUAUCCGUUGUAUCGGACUGCAAUGUGCCCUCGCUCAUUCUCCCUCCCUCGAGGACCUGCCAAACGAGGUUUUGUUUCACAUUAUGGGUUUCCUGGACGUCAACGACCUUCUGUCAACGUCGAGAACAAGCCAUCUCCUUCGCGAUAUUUCUCAAGCCCCUAUUUUACACCAUUAUCGGCUUCAGCGAGCCCGGGUUAACCUUCCAUCACGCCUAUCGUCACCAUCUCGUCCAACACUGGCUGAUCUCAUUGCUCGUUCAAUCUUCAUGACACAUACUUCCAUAGUUUCACGAAAGUUAGCCCGAUCCUUGGUCUCAAUCCGACUCUCUCGCCGCUUGGCAGCUAGGCCCUCAGCCGCGGCUCUGGUUGAGCGUUCUGUUCUACCCAAAGAGUGCGUGCCUGGUAUGGCGUCAGUGCAUGUGGCACCAGCAAUUGUUGCCAAGAAGAAGGCAAUCGAGAAAGAGAGAGUCAAGGACGGGUUGCGACAGUGGAUUGCAUCCAGGUGGAAGCGUGAAGUCAAAGAGCGCCAAGAUGGCGUGAGAAGAUGGGAGGAGAGCCGCGGUAUAGGACGCGUGUGGCGCCUCCGUAGGUUUUGGGAAAGAGUUAGUCGUGGCGAGGAGACACAGUUCUUGGUAAGUCAGUGA
Molecule: messenger RNA, 897 nt
Organism: Fusarium redolens
Lineage: Eukaryota; Fungi; Ascomycota; Sordariomycetes; Hypocreales; Nectriaceae
Exons: 2
Coding region: 1-897 (298 amino acids)
Molecular function (GO): protein binding
Source: RefSeq, a predicted model, not a curated record